Molecule: messenger RNA, 669 nt
Organism: Fulvia fulva
Lineage: Eukaryota; Fungi; Ascomycota; Dothideomycetes; Mycosphaerellales; Mycosphaerellaceae
Product: Lactobacillus shifted protein
Exons: 3
Coding region: 1-669 (222 amino acids)
Biological process (GO): mitochondrial electron transport, NADH to ubiquinone
Source: RefSeq, a predicted model, not a curated record
AUGCUGCAAAGAAGCGCUCGCAGGCUUGUGCCCGCGCUCAGUCGCCGGACAGUCGCUGUCCGCCAAUACAGCACACCGCCAGACAACCCAAUCCCCGCAAACGACCCCAACGCGAAAGAGCGCAACCCUCCCAUAUCCGGCACCAAGAACCUCCCGACUGUGUCGAUGGGAAGCAGAGAUGCGGCAUUGAUGGAGACUGCGGCAGAGGGUGAAGACAAGCGUGUACAGCAGGCACCGAACAGGGCGACGACAUGGAGCAGGAGCCAGCGGGAGAGGGCAAAGGCCAUGGUUGGACCGAGAUUUGAGCAGACGAUCAUGGAAGAUCAGCCACGCCCACUGGCAGCCAUCGAGCUGAUCCACCAACAACCCGUAAACUGGACCAAGCAACGCGUUGUGUCCUGCGACGGAGGAGGCGGUCCUCUCGGCCACCCCAGAAUCUUCAUCAACGUAGACAAGCCGCAGAUUUGCUUCUGCACAUAUUGUGGUCUGCCAUUCGCCCACGAGCACCACCGCAAGCACCUUCAAAGCCUGCCCCACACAUCAUACCCGCUGGAGCCACAAAGCAACGCAGCGGAGAUCCCCGCAUCUCAAAUGGCUGAACUGGGAGGAAAGACUGGCUCGGACUCGAAGCUUCAGAGUGUCACUGGAAAGGUUCUCGAGCAGAGGUAG